Messenger RNA from Gasterosteus aculeatus aculeatus (three-spined stickleback), 2339 nucleotides. It is a transcript of the gene rfk, whose product is annotated as riboflavin kinase. Gene Ontology annotation, cellular component: mitochondrion. Gene Ontology annotation, biological process: FMN biosynthetic process; riboflavin biosynthetic process. Gene Ontology annotation, molecular function: riboflavin kinase activity. The record is from RefSeq and is a predicted model, not a curated record. NCBI's taxonomy places the organism in Eukaryota, Metazoa, Chordata, Actinopteri, Perciformes, Gasterosteidae.
GUCAAUGACGUCAUCAAAAGUGUUACUAAAACGUAUGUUCCCACACAUGUCAUAACUACCGGCUUGGAGAGCGUCAUUGUUACCGUGGAUCUAACCACGGUGAAACUGGGGCAGUUAUCUCCUUGGCGCUGUAGAAACCUCGGGACGAAAUCGUCCGAGUACCCUGGCGGCUCUAUAGAUGCUACCAGUAGCUACCUUAGCUAGCAUAGCGGGUGAACUUUAACCAUCGCUGCUAACUGAGUGACGUUCAACUCCAUCCAACUCAAGCGACGCUCACCAGGCAACAAGGGAAGCUCUCGCCGAAUUCGAGGACGGAUCUGAGCUCCACAGUAGUGCAGGUUUGUGGCGCUAACCGCCAACGAGCAGGGCUGAUUGUCCAGUCCGACAUCCUUUCAACGUUCGAGGUCAUUCUACGGCGUCCGUCUAGCCGGCUGUUGCCCGGAAGCUAGCGCAAGUCAUGAAGAGCCUCCCGUAUUUCUGCCGGGGAGAGGUCAUUCGAGGCUUCGGCAGAGGAAGCAAGGAACUGGGAAUUCCCACAGCCAACUUUCCCGACUCGGUGGUGGACAAUCUUCCAGCAGAUAUCGGCACAGGAAUCUACUACGGCUGGGCCUGUGUCGGUAACGGGGAUGUCUACAAGAUGGUGAUGAGCAUUGGCUGGAACCCAUACUACAAAAAUACCAAGAAGUCCAUGGAGACCCACGUUAUUCACACUUUCAAAGAGGACUUCUAUGGAGAGAUUCUAAGUGUUGUCAUGGUGGGCUACAUCCGUCCAGAGAGAAGCUACAACUCACUUGAAGCGCUCAUUGCAGCCAUAAACAACGACAUUGAGGAGGCCAAGGCCCAGCUGGAGCUUCCAGAGCCUCUCAAACUACGAGGCGACAACUUCUUCACCAGCGCGCCCAGCCCGUCCUCCGCUCCGACCCCGAGCAGCGCGUCCACAUCACAGACUAUUCUGAAUGGUCACUGACAGCCGGCUCUGAACACACGCUGGUGUAUGCGUUCAUUAAAAAUGCAGAUCCUCAUUCUGAGAUCUCUUUGCUGUCAUUAUGGCUCCACGUGGACAUAAUCUAAAACAACCAAUCCUUCUUUUUUCCAUUGUGUUUUUCUUCCUUCUUUGGCCCAACUGUUUGUGUUGCUUUGUUUCAGCCACUCAAUAGAUGUUCAUUUGUAUAUUCCUACAGCAGAUUUCUUGUUUAUAACUGAAAACACAAAUGGUCCAUAAACUCAACUCUGUGAAUGCUCUCAAGCCAAGGUUGAAAAAAAAAAAAAAAGCUCUGUAUGUCCUUUACUGUCAACAUUUGUUUCUGUGGCAGAUGUUCAGAGAGAGAAAGCCUGGGCAUUAUUAUCUGUAACAAAGACACUGCUCACACUGUUAGAUGAAUAUGCAACAAUGUAGCGAAAUGCAAGACGUGUAAAGAUGUGGAGAUUAAAUUGUUAAUGUAAAUUUAGAGGGGUCAGUCUUCUCAAAGAGAAUGUCUUUCCCUUCUAGUGAGACACAAGCCCUCUACCGUUUAUCACUGCCGUAAAGUAGGGGACCCUUUUACAUUUGAUUCGGGGUUUUUGAUAAAUAUGCAGAAAUAAAAAUCUUGCAUAAAUUAUUAACCUAUAAAAUAGGUAAGGACUUAUAUUUAACAUUGCUAUAUGGGUUGAAGUGGUACUCUUUUGACACAAACAUAUAUUCAGAACAUUUUUAGAUGAUUCAAGGAAUGCACGUCGUCGUUCUAUUCAGUGCAGCUUGCCUGAUUCUCAGACCUACAGUCCACUAGUGUUUGUGGGUUUGUUACAGAUAGUAAAACAUUGAUACUUGAUGAGCAUAAGGAGCACAACUCCUGUACUCUGCACUUAUUUUUAGGAAAGGCAGCAGUCAUUUGUUCUAAAAAUAUUAGACGUUAAUGCAGACCAACUUUCUCACAAUAUUUUAUGUUCGUUAGCUUCAUUUUACAUUCAUGGGGUCUUUAAAAAUGUUUGUGCUUGCACCUCUAGGUUUUACAAAGAAAAUGGCACCUAACAUGCAACUGUUAAAUUCUUUCAACCACUGUUAAUUGUUUUUAGAGAAUUAUGAAUCUGCAAGUGUUCAUUCGGCAGUAGUUAUUUUUCAUCUCAUUUCUUUUCCAAGAACGAUUCUAUUGUCAGUCUCAUAGGUUUUGUUUUACAGCAGUUUGGUUUUCAAUUGGCAGGGUAAUUAAUGACAGAAUCAAUAGAGGAAGCAGCACUUCACUGUAAUCAUGUUGACAAAUUCACUGCUAUAAAAAUCUUCUCUAUGCUAAAUGCUACAAUAUCAAUUAUAUUCAUCCUCCAAAGCACUUAAUGUACAAAAUAAAUUGGAAUGUAACUUUUGA